Messenger RNA from Spodoptera littoralis (African cotton leafworm), 2280 nucleotides. Lineage: Eukaryota; Metazoa; Arthropoda; Insecta; Lepidoptera; Noctuidae. The record is from the annotation of a GenBank genome assembly.
AUGUUCAAAAGUUGUUGUGCUCGACCGAGUAAAAAAAUGAGUAAAAGUACAUCUAAAUCAGAAAAAAUGGAUUCAAAUUCUGAACCUGACUCGGAAAAUACAAAAAAAAAGUUGCCCGAUAUUGAGGAUAACAAUACUCCGGAAAAGAAAGAAUUACCACAAACAAACAAAGAGUCUGAACAAGAAAAAAUAAAUUUAGGAGAGGGUAAAGAGCAAAAAUCUUCUGACAUGGCCACUGUUCACGAGGAUACGGACGUAGAAAAUGACGAUGACGAGGUACAUAAUGAUUCUGUCAGUGAAGCCGGGGAAGUGGAUACUUUAGAUCUUGUGCUUCCAAAAAAAGAGUUGACAAGAAAGAGAUAUUCGGUUGACUAUAAAAGGACUCGCUUGGAUUUUAAACGAUUUUCUGUUGAUUGCCGGCGUGACUCUGCUACCUUGGAAGAAUUGGCUCGUCUUGAACAAGAACUCGCGCGGACAAAUGUGGACGUGCGUCCUGGAGGUCGACGCAAGUCAACUGGUAUUUUAAAAUCUACAACCAACAGCAGCAACGGCGGGUCAGAACAUCGACCUAGUAGCAAACAAGAAUCAGAUACAGAAGAUGACGAAGUAUUUGAGGAGAGUGUGACCAAAACUGGUGAAAAUGAAGGGCCUCGAGAUCCGCCAGCUACUCCAGUGGGCCGGGAUGAGUUAGCACUACGGAGGCAUAGAUUUUUUUCGGAUCUUGUUUGUGCUGCACGGGCUGCUGUAGAACAUCGUGUUCGUUUUGAUCCACUCGGCCCAGUGGUUGCAGAUCCAGGCAGCGAAGCCGACGCUGCAGCAGCGACCCGAAGCCCAGCAUCGGACCUCGAGUGCUUGAUAGAGCGCUUGGAGCGUGUCACAUCGCGUCUGGAGCGCUUGCCGCUGUUGCGCGCGCGCACUCCAACGCCGCCAGCUUCUCCUGCGCCCUCGCCAGUCUCUGAGCCCUCGCUCCCACAUCAAGCACCGUGCUUUGAACCAACCGACGACAUGAGCGUUAACGGUUAUCAAGAUAUAGUGCAGGGUCCCCUGCAAGUCUACUUGCAGCUGUCGCAGCAGAUCGGUGGCGAUGUGUCCGCACACGCCAACCUGGUCAACGCCGCCUUCCAGGCGCAACUUCGCUACAUUCAACUGGCUACAACAAGGAGCAAGCCUUCCCAGGCUGAGGAGAUGCAACUCCUGGCUCCGACCAGCGAGCAGAUCUCUGCUAUCCAGCAGUUCCGCGAGAAGAACCGCGCUUCGACGUACUUCAAUCACUUGUCGGCUAUAUCCGAGAGCAUUCCUGCUCUAGGAUGGGUGGCUGUAGCGCCCACCCCGGCACCUUAUGUGAAGGAAAUGAACGACGCUGGUCAGUUCUACACGAACCGAGUGUUGAAGGAAUGGAAGGAGAAAAACAAGACGCACGUGGAGUGGUGCCGCGCCUGGGUGCAGCUACUGUCCGACCUUCAGGCCUACGUCAAGCAGUACCACACCACCGGACUCGUCUGGUCUGGUACCGGCGCCGGAGCUCCCCCACCGCCGCCCCCCGGCGGCAUGCCCCCACCACCCCCAGUGCUCCCAGACGUGGACUUCUCCAACUUGUCCGUGGACGACCGCAGCGCCCUCUUCGCUGAGAUCAACCAGGGCGAGAACAUCACUAGCAGUCUGCGUAAGGUGACCCCGGACAUGCAGACGCACAAGAACCCGCAGCUCCGCCAAGGCCCGGCCCCGUUCAAGGCGGCCCCGGCGGCCCGCGCCCCGCUCGGCAAGCAGCUGCCGCAGCCCGGCGCCGGCACGCUAGACAAGCCGCCUGUCUUCACUCGCGACGGCAAGAAGUGGCUCAUUGAAUAUCAAAAAGGCAACCCCAGCCUGGUGGUUGAGAACGCGGACAUGAACAACGUGGUGUACAUGUUCCGCUGCCGCGACUCCGCGCUGACGGUGCGCGGCAAGGUCAACGGCGUCGUGCUCGACUCCUGCACCAAGUGCGCCGUCGUCUUCGACAACCUCGUCUCCAGCAUCGAGUUCGUCAACUGCCAGUCUGUGCAGAUGCAGGUGCUGGGCAAGGUGCCGACAGUGUCGAUCGACAAAACGGAUGGCUGCCAAAUCUAUCUGUCUCCGGAAUCGUUGGAUGUCGAGAUCGUCAGCUCCAAGUCUUCGGAAAUGAACGUGCUCGUGCCCAAAGGCAACGGUGACUAUUCCGAGCACCCGGUCCCGGAGCAGUUCAAGACAGUGCUGAACAGCACAAAAAGCGGCAUCACCACCACGCCCGUCGAGAGCACGGGCUAA